AUGCCGCAGUCGUUUGAGGGUCGAAAGGUGCUCCUGUUGGGAAGUGGUUUCGGUUCGCUUUUCCCUUGCUGCUUUACGAAGCCGACUGUUGAGCUAUUGAGCAAUGCGGAUAUUGAGGUUACAGUUGCGUGCCGCACACUCGAGAGCGCUAAGAAGCUUUGCCAGGGCAUCAAGAACACUAGAGCCAUUUCCCUCGAUGUGAAUGACAGCGCUGCGCUCGAUGCAGAGCUGUCCAAGGUUGACCUUGUAGUCUCCCUUAUUCCCUACACAAAUCAUGCUACUGUUAUUAAAGGCGCGAUUCGCGCCAAGAAGAAUGUCGUCACUACAUCCUAUGUGUCUCCUGCCAUGAUGGCGCUUGAGAAGGAGGCCAAAAAUGCUGGUAUAACGGUUAUGAAUGAAAUUGGUCUUGACCCUGGUAUUGAUCAUCUUUACGCUGUCAAGACAAUUUCUGAGGUUCAUGAGGCCGGCGGAAAAAUAACCUCCUUCCUGUCUUAUUGCGGUGGGCUUCCUGCGCCAGAAUGUUCCAACAACCCCCUGGGCUACAAGUUCUCCUGGUCCAGCCGAGGUGUUCUUCUCGCCCUUCGAAAUGAUGCGAAGUACUAUAAAGAUGGCAAGGUGGAAUCUGUUUCAGGACCGGAACUCAUGGGAACAGCCAAGCCAUACUUUAUCUAUCCAGGCUUUGCCUUCGUCGCCUAUCCAAAUCGAGAUUCAACCGCCUACAAGGAACGUUAUCAUAUCCCAGAAGCCCAGACCGUUAUCCGCGGCACACUUAGAUACCAGGGCUUCCCUGAAAUGAUCCGCACACUCGUCGACAUGGACUUCCUCAGCGAUGAAGCGAAGGAUUUCCUCAACUCCCCAAUCCCCUGGAAAGAAGCCACCCAGAAAAUCCUUGGUGCCACCUCCUCCAGCGAAAAGGAUCUCGAGUGUGCAAUCUCCUCGCGCACCAAAUUCCCUACCACGGAAGAGAAAUAUCGCAUCCUCUCCGGGUUACGCUGGAUCGGGAUUUUCUCUGACGAAAAAAUUAUCCCCCGUGGCAAUCCCCUGGAUACCCUGUGUGCGACCCUAGAGGCGAAAAUGCAGUACGAGGCUGGGGAGCGUGAUAUGGUUAUGCUCCAGCACAGGUUUGAGAUCGAGCAUAAGGAUGGGUCAAAGGAGACGAGGACUAGCACUUUAUGCGACUACGGUGAUCCCAACGGUUAUUCAUCCAUGGCGAAAUUGGUUGGCAUCCCGUGCGGUGUCGCAGUUAAGCAGGUCCUUGAUGGAACCAUCAGUGCGAAGGGUAUAUUGGCACCGAUGAGCAUGGACAUUUGUGCGCCUCUGAUCAAGACUCUCAAGGAGGAAUAUGGCAUUGAAAUGAUAGAAAAGACUGUUUAA
Histoplasma mississippiense is the source of this 1374-nucleotide messenger RNA. Its product is annotated as saccharopine dehydrogenase. Gene Ontology annotation, molecular function: saccharopine dehydrogenase activity. The record is from RefSeq and is a predicted model, not a curated record. The transcript is spliced from 7 exons. Gene Ontology annotation, cellular component: cytoplasm. NCBI's taxonomy places the organism in Eukaryota, Fungi, Ascomycota, Eurotiomycetes, Onygenales, Ajellomycetaceae. Bases 1 to 1374 code for a protein of 457 amino acids.